This is a messenger RNA of Mugil cephalus (flathead mullet), 2256 nucleotides long. Its product is annotated as TBC1 domain family member 15. Gene Ontology annotation, biological process: activation of GTPase activity. Gene Ontology annotation, molecular function: GTPase activator activity. The transcript has 10 exons. The record is from RefSeq and is a predicted model, not a curated record. Bases 338 to 1720 code for a protein of 460 amino acids. NCBI's taxonomy places the organism in Eukaryota, Metazoa, Chordata, Actinopteri, Mugiliformes, Mugilidae.
ACCUGGAAUGUGAGCCAAACAAACACGGAGCUCAAAGGUGCAGUCAUAUGACUCCCAGAUGGUUGUAUGAGAGUCAACAGAGCUUAGGAGUUGGUCUCCUGUAACACCUUUUUUAAGCUUUUGUGAUCUCGGACGAUUCGACCCUACUGGAAGAAAAGAGAAAAAAAAAAGAAGAAGAAAGAAACCAGUCCUGGCUCGAGUGCGGCUGUUGGACGCACAGGAGGGGGAGGCGUGUUGUUCAGGCAGCUGGAGGGAGAAGCUUCCUUGUCUGGUAUGAUUCAGUGGAUGCGACGCGACUGACAAAGUUUUCUCCAGCUGUGCGCGGCGUAAACGCGCGAUGGAAAAUCUAAAUGACAGAUAUCCACGAGUGACCGCUGCGCAAGAGAUGAGCGCCAUCAGCCAGCGACCGCGUGUCCGCUCUCAGAGGAAAGUAGCAGCGGUCAGCUGUCCUCCUCUGUCCGGCGCACGGCUCUCCUUACCUGGGGUCAUGGACGCAGAGGGGAGGGUCGACGAGUCAAGACUAAGGAUGCAUAUCUUCAAAAACGGAGGUGUGUCUCCGCCCGAGCGAGGCCUGGUGUGGCGUUUUCUGUUCGGGAUGUACCCGUGCAGCUCGACAGCUUUAGAGCGCUCUCUCCUGCACGAGCAGUUGGUCAUACGUUACCGGGUCAUGAAGAGAAAGUGGCAGCAGUUCCUUCCUUCAGCAGUGCAGAUGCACCUGAACGGCACUGAUGCGGAGUUGGUGGCAGCUGUCAGAUACUUUGACCGGAGGGAAGCAGAGGCCCAGCAACAGACCCAAGAUCAGUCUGACGAGGUCAGGGACCGGCAGGCUUUCUUGGAGCUUCAGGCGCAGAUAUUAUUUGAACGGGUCACAUUUGACCGUGAAGAGCUGCAGGAAGCCAUACGAAUCAUUGACAAGGAUGCACCGCGAACCAACAGAGACCUGAGCUAUUACCAGGAUGAAGGUUUAGGUAAUCUGCUGGUGUUGAGGGACAUCCUCAUAACAUACGCUGCUUUUCAUCCAGAGGUCACUUACGCCCAGGGAAUGAAUGACCUGUGCAGUCGGUUCCUGGAAGUUCUUGACUCUGAGGUGGACACUUUCUGGAGCUUUUCUUGCUACAUGGAGAAAUUCUCCAAGGACUUCAGGGCCGACGGUCUGCACAGAAAAAUAGAAUUGGAGGCAGCCCUGCUGAAGGAACUGGAUCCUUUACUUUAUGGUCAUUUGGUCAGAGACAGCAUGGAGAGCUUGACUUUCUGCCACAGGUGGUUGCUGCUGGGUUUUCAAAGGGAGUUUGAACACAGCGAUGCGCUGCGUUUGUUUGAGAUCCUGAGCUGUGACCAUCUGGAGCUCAUCUCCCAACAAGUCGACCGAGCCCGUUAUCAGGAAAGACUGGCACGGAAAUACACCACAGAAGACCACUCAGAGUCAGAGCUGCAGGCCAUCAACACUGACUUCACCUUUGAGCUCUUCAUCUGUGCAGCCAUCCUGUUGGAGAACAGAGAGUCUCUGCUGCAGUGCCGAGAUGACGUGCAGCUCAUCCAGUUCACCAGCAGCCUUCAGGGAACACUGGACCUGAACAGCACGCUGAAGAAAGCAGAGCACCAUUUCUACAACUACUGCAAGCGCUGCGCUUGGGAUUAUAUGAACGGACGCUGCAGAGAACAAAGGAGCAAAGAGGAAGACUUUUUUUAUCAACUGCGUAGUUUGUUUGUUUUAAAGUGAUAGCAGUUACUUGAAAACCUACUAUCACGGACUCAAACUGUAAUUUUAUAACAAGGGACAUCGAAACCUUGCGUGUAAUUUUGACGGCACAUGUUCUUACUCUUUAUUUCUGAGGGAAAUCCACACUGAUGGCUGCUUACCUUAAAUCUGUCUAGUUAUUUUAGUUAUUUGUGUUAAUUAUGAAUGUAGAGUAUUUAUUGUAUGAAAGCUGACCAGCAACGACUGUGAGUUGUUUUGUUUGCUCUAAUGAACUUCGAUUAGGCUGAAAGCUACGUAGUGUGUUACCUCUGACUAAGAGCUUUAAGUAAUGUUCUUCCUGGUUAUGCAACAGCUGCUAGCAGUGUGUAAACACUAGGAUGUGUUGCGUCAGGUGCGGCCUGUGACAAACAGCGGUUAUAUUUAAUGCCGGAUGGGACACGAGCCAGAGAGGCCUAUGUAAUAAAUGUAGAUGAGCUCUGGCAAAGGAAGAAAAACCUAGUGCACAGAUGUCUUAAAUAACAUGAAAUAUUGUACCUCAAUAAAACUACUGAAGAUUG